Molecule: messenger RNA, 716 nt
Organism: Amborella trichopoda
Lineage: Eukaryota; Viridiplantae; Streptophyta; Magnoliopsida; Amborellales; Amborellaceae
Product: histone H2B.3
Cellular component (GO): nucleosome
Molecular function (GO): protein heterodimerization activity; DNA binding; structural constituent of chromatin
Source: RefSeq, a predicted model, not a curated record
CAUUUUCUCUCUCUAAAGUCAUCAAUGGCGCCCAAGGCGGAGAAGAAGCCAGCAGAGAAGAAGCCAGCCGCUGAUAAAGAGGAGAAGAAGGUUGCAGAGAAAGCCCCUGCUGAGAAGAAGCCCAAGGCCGAGAAACGCCUCCCUACGAAAGAGGGGGGAGCUUCUGAUAAGAAGAAGAAGAGGUCAAAGAAGAGCAUUGAGACCUACAAGAUCUAUAUCUUCAAGGUCUUGAAGCAGGUUCACCCUGAUAUUGGUAUCUCCUCUAAGGCCAUGGGCAUCAUGAACAGCUUCAUCAAUGACAUUUUUGAGAAGCUUGCUCAGGAGGCCUCGAGGCUUGCUCGCUACAAUAAGAAGCCCACUAUCACUUCCAGGGAGAUUCAGACUUCUGUACGUUUGGUUCUUCCUGGUGAGCUUGCUAAGCAUGCCGUUUCAGAGGGUACCAAGGCUGUUACCAAAUUCACUAGCUCUUAGAAAUUGGGUUAAUUUGAAUUCUAGGGUCUCUCUCUCUAGAUGGUUCUCUCUUUGUUCCUUUACAUUUAGGUUUGGUUUCUUUGGAAGGUAUAUGAUGGGUUUUGUUGGUGUUUAGUUUUACUCUGAUCUGUAUAUGGAGAUCAUGGCUCUUUCCUUUUUGAUGGAUUGUAAAGAUCUGAUGAUGUUUGACAAUGAACACGGUGAUGUUAUUUGACGGAUCAAUUACUUGUGGAUUUUUUUUUUAA